Messenger RNA from Daphnia carinata, 3561 nucleotides. RefSeq lists its product as uncharacterized. Gene Ontology annotation, biological process: cell surface receptor signaling pathway; G protein-coupled receptor signaling pathway. The record is from RefSeq and is a predicted model, not a curated record. Lineage: Eukaryota; Metazoa; Arthropoda; Branchiopoda; Diplostraca; Daphniidae. The transcript is spliced from 5 exons. Gene Ontology annotation, molecular function: G protein-coupled receptor activity. Gene Ontology annotation, cellular component: membrane. Bases 339 to 2981 code for a protein of 880 amino acids.
GUCGUUCGACCGGCGAGCAAGCUAGUAAAGUUAUUUGUUUACUGGAACUGGAAUGAGAACCCGUGGAGUUACAGUACCUAGCUGAACGUGUGAAAUUUUGUUGAAUAGUCUAAAUAUUUCAGUAUCAAAUUUUUAAUUCGACGAAGGAUUAAUAUGAACAAACAACGUUCUGUAAGACUAGUGUUGCUUUUGGCACGUUUCGAAAGAAGUGAUAACCACCAGUGAGAAAGUGUAUGUGGCAAAUUUCAACUGUCAAUAUUGUUGAACACCCCAGCUGAUUGCCAAGUGUCAUCCUCGUCAAAUUCAGCAGCUAUUGGUGUAUCGACUUUUUCUUCAAAAUGCAUGUCAUUGUGGUGACGUUGCUGGUGAGUUGCGCGAUCUCACCAGUUCUGGUGCAAUCGGAUGACAUCAUUAUCGACGACGCGUCUCUACGGUCCUCCAUCUUAAAUGAUAUACAAGCCUACAACGCAUCUUGUUUCCCAAAGGACACCUGCCGUACUGAUAAGGUGAGCCGUAUUAGCGAUUCCCCUGACUGGUCAAAGCGGAACUGCCUUUGCGAUGAUUCUUGCGCUCAUUUCGGGGACUGUUGUCCGGAUUCAAAGCGGUUUGAGCUCAACCAACAACGUUUAGCUGGUGCUCGUUUCAGCUGCCUACACCUGAGGCAAUACAAUUUCAACUGGAUUGUCAAUAAAUGCCCUAGAGAUUGGAAUGACCCAGAAGUAGCACUGGCCUGCGAAACUGAACCAGCCGAAUGGCAAAUUCAUUUGGAUCCCAUUAGUCACAUGCCCGUGACGAGCCAAGUUUCUGGUAUCACGUACAGAAACUUGAACUGCGCCAUGUGCCACCAAGAUGUGCCAGGCACUCGAGGAAACAAUCAUCCGUCUUCCCUUCGUUUUUGGAAUCCGAGAUUAGAAUGCAACUCGAUCUUGGCCGGAAGCACAAUUCUUCAAUCGAUGACAAAGGAUGAUCUCGCCUCAAAGAUUCAAUGGGAUAAUGAACAAAAGAUGUGGGGUCUUGUGGUCGACAUCAACGGCAAAGGAGAACAAUUUCAUUCUUGCUUUGUUGAUCCAGCCUUACCAGAUGACCUACAGUCUUACUUACGACCAUGCCAGCCUUCCGUGAACGACUGCCCUCCAGACUGGAUGGAUGACGACAUUCGCAACAAGUGCUUGUCAUACACGUCAUUCGUCUAUCGUCCGCAAGAAAUCUACCGCAACAUCCAUUGCGCCUUUUGCAACAGUGCCCAGCUGCAAGAGUUGUCGUGCAAUUCAUCAGGCAUCACCUUCCGCAAACUGCCCGAUUCACGCGAAUUUAAUCCGUCCGCGUUCGCGCUCCUCUUCGAUCUAAAGGACAACGACGGCAGUGGCAUCGUAGGACAAGAAAAGAGUUGCGAAGAUGGCCAACUCUACGAUCCCUUUUCUCGAAAAUGCCGUACAGUUUAUUGUUCACAGCCUGGCACCGUCUACAGAGAAGGACGUUGCCUACAAGCGCCCGGCGUAGCGCCAGCAACCACAUCCAUCGCCGAUGGCAAUCGACCGGCCACCGAUGGGGAUGCUAUCGUCUUCCCCGAGCACCCUAACGUGGGAGAAUCUAAUGGUCAAUACACAGAUGGACGACCUGAUGUAUCGGUGACUCAGCUACCUGAGCUUCCGUCCACCGUUGUCGAUUCAUCGUCAACUGGGUCGGCAGUCACGGACAGCGAAGCUGUUCAACCAACGUUGACGAAUUUCACUUUGAUACAUCCAGUGAAUAUGACCGACAAGAAGCAGAUGUCGGCAGAAGGCAAUUUCACUUCCUGUCCUAAAUUUCUUCUUUCCGAAGACGAAGUACAAUGGCUGGACAACGGCACCCUCUACGUUCCCUCCCAUGGUAAGCCCUACGAUGAGGGUGACUACGAGAAAGAUAAAAAUGGUGGCGUUUGGAUUUGUGCCGAAGGAUUAACCAUGGUGUCCAAGUUCGAUCCGGUUCUCGGAUGGGUAACUGUAGCUGGAUUGGGUCUGUCUGAAGUAUGCCUAGCUCUACAUUUGAUUGCGUUCGUCAUCAGCCCCGAUCUGCGCAAUUUGUCUGGACGCAAUUUGGCGUCGUUGUCUUUAGCCCUUUUUGCUGCGUAUGGCUCUUUCAUUGCGGCACAAUUCGUCCCCACUGGCGGCAACAUUUGUAUCGGAAUUGCUUUAUCAACCUUCUACUUCUUUCUGGCCGCCUUUUGGUGGACUUCAGUCCUUGCUUGGGAUGUAUGGCGCACAAUUAGAUUGGCUACUGUUCAGCUAAGGUGCUCGUCUUCCGGCCAACAGUGGGGGAAAUUUAUUUGUUAUUCCAUGUAUGCCUGGCUGUUGCCCGCGUUAAUCGUAGCCGCAGCCGUGGUUGUCGAGUACGUUGAUACGGACAUCCUUUCGUGGAUGCCAACAGAAUAUCGCCCCUUCUUUGGUCGGAAUGUCUGCUGGUUCGGCCAACGCAAGGCCAUUCUGAUUUAUUUCGCAGCUCCGCUAGCCGUUAUCCUGUCCAUCAACCUUUUGCUUUUUAUCAGUUCGGCUCACAUGAUCCGUAGCACGACCGCCAAGUCUCCCACGUCCAGCAAUCAGGCCAGUUCCCGUAAACAGCUUGGUUUAUACGUCCGUCUUGCCCUUAUCAUGGGCCUCUCUUGGUUGGCUGGAUUGAUUGCUGGCGCUGCCGAUUUUAUGCCGUUAUGGUACGUUUUCGUUGCUCUCUGCUCGCUCCAAGGCGUCUUCAUUUUGUUGGCCUACACCUGCAAUCCAAAGGUAGCUCGAUCCAUCCGCAACAGGGUUUUGGUUUGUCGAAAAACCAAUAGCCGACAAUCCACUUACCGUACAGCUCUCGUUGGAGGCUUUAGAAGCCAAGACCUCAAACGGCUGGGCAAGGGAGGCAAAGGCAAAGUCGAAGCCCGUGAUUCGCACGAUUCACAAGUUUCGCAGACGUCUCAAACUUCCCUGACGAAAACGACCUCGAACACAACAACUCCGUGAAUAAUAAAACAUAUUCGCAUAAAUUAGCAUGCAAGAAUGCUUUUUUAUUUUUAAUACUUCAAAUGUACAUUUUUAAAAAAAGUGGAUUCCGUCCAACUUUAUCCGUCCGGUUUGCGGAUAAUGUUAUUUGGCUUCGGCGUUCACUAAUGGACUUGGACUACAAAAUACACAGAACACCCCUAUUUCCCUACCCCGCCUUAAUUUUCAGAAUGACUGAAAAUCAGUGUUUUACUUAUGUAGUGUGAUUAUCCUAAAACUUUUGAGUCUCCUCUCUUUCUCUCCGUUUCACUAGUCUUUAGUUCUUUUCGUCGUCUGGAUACGCAUCUCCAGUGAUCGUUUGUGACAUAUAUAAAUGCAUGCGCCUUUUUCUUUUUGAUAUCUUGAGUGUGAUAUAUAUGUGGAAUGUUUGUGUGAUUGUACGUAUUGUAUGUGGAUCCGAAGUGGCUUUACCAGGUCUCAAUUUUCAAUGUCUUAUUCAAACAAUUCGUGAAUUCCUUCGUGUAUCAGGAUUCUUUUAUUUUCACUAUAUAGUCUCAAUCGAACAAACGGCUAACACAGUAAUAGACUCACUUAAAGAAAA